Metarhizium acridum CQMa 102 is the source of this 513-nucleotide messenger RNA. RefSeq lists its product as uncharacterized. The record is from RefSeq and is a predicted model, not a curated record. NCBI's taxonomy places the organism in Eukaryota, Fungi, Ascomycota, Sordariomycetes, Hypocreales, Clavicipitaceae.
AUGCCGGAUCCGCAUAAACACACGACGAGCUCUUCUCGGCACGGCUCUUUGUCUGAUAGCCGCCCGCAGCACGGGGAGAGCAGCCGAGGUCCCGCGGGCCAUGAUGUUAUUUUGGAAAGCUUGGCUGCCCAGCGUCGGACUCUCAGGCGGAUGGACGGUGUUAGGCACGGUGUCGUGUUCCAGAUGAUGCCUCGGGUGUUUCGGCAGCGGUAUAACAACGAGUUGCGAAGACGCGGGGAUCAGCUCGCACACCAGUAUGGCCAGCGCCAAGAAGAGCUGGCGCAGGAGCAGGCGUUGGCCCAGGGCCCGUUUGCGCCGGGCGAAGUGUAUCAAUAUAUUCACCAGUCGCGGUGGACUGCGGUGGCCGAGAAUGAGCAGUUGACAGACGUCAAGUGGUCAGAGUGGGCUCAGGGCUUGCUGGAAGAAGAGAACCAAGAUCUGGAGCAAGCGGGCAAAUCUGACAGGAAGAAGAAGAAGAAGAAGAGGAAGAAGAACCGCAGCAGCCUCGGCUAA